AGGCCACAACCCCUCUAGUUCAGAUUGCAAGAAAUUUUCCAACUCUAGCUAGUUUCUUCAAUUGGGUUGUUAACUCUCUCUUUUUUAAUAAUCGUUAGGUGCGGACUAGCUUAGUGCACCUCGGUACCUGAUACCUCCCUAUUUUUCUUUCUUUAAAAAUGGAAUAGUUUUCUUCUUUUGGUGUUUUUUCUGUUGUGGAAGGAAAAAGGCAGGACAAAUACCAUUUUGUAAAGAUUUUAGACUCUUGGCAAAUAAAGGAUAUAGCUACUUGGACUCUCAGUUUGAUCCUGAUCAUAAAUGGCUGAAGUGAUUGGUCCAAGAUUAUAUAGUUGCUGCAAUUGUAGGAAUGAAGUUGCACUGCACGAUGAUGUUAUUUCUAAAGCAUUUCAAGGAAGAAAUGGUCGAGCAUUUUUGUUCUCUCAUGUGAUGAACGUUGUUGUUGGGCUCAAAGAGGAUAGACAACUCAUGACUGGUCUCCAUACAGUUGCUGAUGUCUACUGCUCUGACUGUCGUGAGGUGUUGGGUUGGAAAUACGAACGAGCUUAUGAGGAGACACAGAAGUACAAGGAAGGCAAAUUCGUACUUGAGAAGUCGAAGAUUGUCAAGGAAAAUUGGUAGUCCGUCAUGCUAGGUCAAAGUGUGUGGUACAUGCUCAUUUUGUUAUAUCAAUUCUGAGCAAUUCAAAAGGUCAAUUCAUUGCUGCCAAUAGCCUGAUCUCAGCUUCUAUUUCUUGUGUGUGUUGUGCGAUUGGAUGAAAUAUCUGAGAUGCUGUAAAAAUCCUGUUAAUAUUCUAUCCUGAAAAUAAAAUCUUGUACAUAUAUCAUAUUUUCUUUA
This is a messenger RNA of Nicotiana tabacum (common tobacco), 834 nucleotides long. NCBI's taxonomy places the organism in Eukaryota, Viridiplantae, Streptophyta, Magnoliopsida, Solanales, Solanaceae. The record is from RefSeq and is a predicted model, not a curated record.